Messenger RNA from Lycium barbarum (goji berry), 2112 nucleotides. RefSeq names its product O-fucosyltransferase 7-like. The transcript is spliced from 12 exons. Bases 137 to 1768 code for a protein of 543 amino acids. The record is from RefSeq and is a predicted model, not a curated record. Gene Ontology annotation, cellular component: cytoplasm. NCBI's taxonomy places the organism in Eukaryota, Viridiplantae, Streptophyta, Magnoliopsida, Solanales, Solanaceae.
AAACGGACUAAACACUAAAAUCCCAAACUCAGAUUACAAAACCAACAGUGAAACCCAGGAAAGAAUCAAAACAAGCAGCCAACUUUUUUGUUUCAUAAACAUAAGUAUUACAACGAAUAUUGUGCAGUUUUGGUGAAUGAAAGAGAAAAAAGUGGUGCAGAAUAUGCAUAAGAAGAAAAAGUCAUGGAGGAAGAAAUUGGCGAUUCUUCGAAAGUUGAUAACUUGUGCCAUAGGUGUAAUUGCUUUUGUUGCUUUGCUAUCCGUACAUGUUCAUGUUCCUUCAACUGAUAUCACCAAGUUCCAUGACAAACUUCCUAAGCACCAUGAGUUUUCGUACCAAAAAUUGAGCAGAGAGCGAAGCUUGACUGAAGAAUUUUCCCCGCCCCAUUUGUCGAAAGCUCCUGUUACUGCCAGCAAGUUGGAUGGUGCUAGUUGGAAUUGGACUUUGGAGAAUUUAUGGAAACCGCCCCCAAAAAAAGACUACGUUCAUUGUGUUGCACCAAGUUCAUUGUAUACAUCUCCUCCAGAGUCUCGAGGCUACCUGCUCGUUCAUACAAAUGGCGGACUCAAUCAGAUGAGAGCGGGGAUAUGUGACAUGGUUGCUGUUGCUCGUAUCAUAAAUGCUACUCUUGUAAUCCCUGAGCUUGAUAAACGCUCGCUUUGGAAGGAUUCUAGCAAAUUCUCUGAUGUGUUUGAUGAAGAUCAUUUCAUUAAUUCGUUGGCAAAUGAUGUAAGAAUUGUCAAAAAGCUACCGAAGGAACUCGUGUCUGCUACUCGAGUUGUUAAGCAUUUCAGAAGUUGGUCCGGUAUAGAUUACUAUGAGAAGGAGAUAGCUAGCAUGUGGGACGAAUACCAGGUGAUUCGAGCAGCCAAGUCUGACUCAAGGUUGGCAAAUAAUAACCUGCCUCCUGAUGUUCAGAAGUUGCGUUGCCGUGCUUGCUAUCAAGCCCUCCGAUUUGCUCCCCCAAUUGAAGCGAUGGGAAAGUUGUUGGCUGAUCGAAUGCGAUCCUAUGGUCCAUACAUUGCUUUACAUUUGCGCUACGAAAAAGACAUGCUUGCCUUUAGUGGAUGCACACAUGAUCUAUCCCCAGAAGAAGCUGAAGAACUAAGGGCAAUCAGGGAAGGCAUCCCAUGGUGGAAAGUGAAAGACAUUGACUCUGUACAACAGAGAUCCAAGGGCUAUUGUCCACUAACUCCAAAGGAGGUCGGGCUGUUCCUUUCUGCUCUUGGAUUCACAUCGAACACCCUGAUUUAUAUUGCUGCAGGAGAGAUAUAUGGGGGUGAUUCCCAUAUGUCUGAUUUACUGUCGCGCUAUCCCUUAUUAUUAAACAAGGAAAAGCUGGCAUCUGAAGAGGAACUUGAACCAUUCAGAAAGCAUGCAUCUCAAUUGGCUGCAAUAGAUUAUAUUGUGUCAGUUGAGAGUGAAAUAUUCAUUCCUUCCUACUCCGGAAACAUGGCAAGAGCAGUUGAGGGACAUCGUCGGUUUCUUGGGCACAGAAAAACAAUAUCUCCUGAUAGGAAAGCUCUUGUCCGGCUUUUCAACAAAAUUGAGCUGGGUACGAUGAAAGAGGGGCCAAAGCUUUCAAAUCGUGUUAUCGAUAUUCACAGAGGAAGGCAAGGAUCGCCUAGGAAGAGAAAAGGACCGGUUUCAGGAACAAAGGGAAUGGAUAGGUUCCGUUCAGAGGAGGCAUUUUAUGUAAAUCCUUUACCAGAUUGUUUAUGUCAAAAGAAGUUGUCAUACACAAAGGAUUCUCAUGCUAUCGUAUAGUCCAGAUGAAGCACCAAAUCAUAUUCUUUUUCUGGAGAAAACAGCCCGAACUUGAUUGAAGCUGGACCAGGCAUCAGCAAUACAGCUGAUAUGUGUGCUGGAUGUAUAUAUACACGACGAGAAUUAGAUUAUUUUCUUUAUUUUCAGGUUUUAGAUGAUAAAAGAGUAUAGUAUUUCCAUUAAGUUGAGGCUUUCCAUGCAUGGGAAGUUGAUCAAAUUGAAAGAAUAAGCUGUCUCAUAGUUUGCGUGGGAGGAGGGACUCAAGUACAAGGGUGCACUUGUAUAAUAUCUUUUUGUCCAUUCUUGGACUUGUCAAUAAAAGAAUCGUACUCCCUCUUAUUCAA